Dipodomys spectabilis (banner-tailed kangaroo rat) is the source of this 1498-nucleotide messenger RNA. RefSeq names its product SGT1 homolog, MIS12 kinetochore complex assembly cochaperone (gene Sugt1). Gene Ontology annotation, molecular function: protein-folding chaperone binding. Gene Ontology annotation, biological process: protein stabilization. The coding region runs from base 98 to 1111 and encodes 337 amino acids. The transcript is spliced from 13 exons. Lineage: Eukaryota; Metazoa; Chordata; Mammalia; Rodentia; Heteromyidae. The record is from RefSeq and is a predicted model, not a curated record.
CUGGGUUGGUGUUUCUCCAGAAGUUUCCCCCUUGGGCGGCGGCGGAGCUGGUUACCGUGUUAGUGGCCGCUUCGGCGUCAGCCACAGUGACUUAGUGAUGGCGGCGGCUGCAGCGGGACCUGCAACAGCCCAACGGUUUUUCCCGAGCUUCUCAGAUGCUCUGAUCGACGGGGACCCUCAGGCGGCCUUGGAGGAGCUGACUAAGGCUUUGGAACAGAAUCCAGAUGAUGCACAGUAUUAUUGUCAGAGAGCUUAUUGUCACAUUCUUCUUGGAAAAUACUGUGAUGCCAUUGCUGAUGCAAAGAAGUCCCUUGAACUCAAUCCAAAUAAUGCUACUGCUAUACUGAGAAAAGGAAUAUGUGAAUACCAUGAAAAAAACUAUGCUGCUGCUCUAGAAAGUUUUACAGAAGGACAGAAAUUAAGUGCAGAUGCAGAUUUCAGUGUCUGGAUUAAAAGGUGUCAGGAACCUCAGAAUGGAACAGAAUCUGAGGUGAAUCAAUCUGUAUCCCAGCGGACUCAGUCAAAAAUCAAGUAUGAUUGGUAUCAGACAGAAUCUCAAGUAAUCAUUACACUUAUGAUAAAGAAUGUUCAGAAGAAUGAUGUAAAUGUGGAAUUUUCUGAAAAAGAGUUGUCUGCUUUGGUAAAACUUUCUUCUGGAGAGGAUUAUAAUUUGAAACUGAGACUGCUUCAUCCUAUAAUACCAGAACAGAGCACAUUUAAAGUACUUUCAACAAAGAUUGAAAUUAAAAUGAAAAAGCCAGAGGCUGUGAGAUGGGAAAAGCUAGAGGGGCAAGGAGAUGUGCCUACACCAAAACAGUUUAUAGCAGAUGUAAAGAACCUAUAUCCAUCAUCAUCUCAUUAUACAAGAAAUUGGGAUAAAUUGGUUGGUGAGAUCAAAGAGGAAGAAAAGAAUGAGAAGUUGGAGGGUGAUGCAGCUUUAAACAAAUUAUUUCAACAAAUAUAUUCAGAUGGUUCUGAUGAAGUGAAACGUGCCAUGAACAAAUCAUUUAUGGAGUCUGGUGGUACAGUUUUGAGUACCAACUGGUCAGAUGUAGGUAAAAGGAAAGUUGAAAUCAAUCCUCCUGAUGAUAUGGAAUGGAAAAAGUACUAAAUAAAUAAAUUUGAUAUCAUUGUAUUGCAUAUAUUCACUAAUACCCAGUGUGUAUUGAUACUGCAUUCUUGAAUUUUGAACACAAUAUCUUUUUCAAAGAUUAUACCUCUUUACAAACUCUUUGUGCUUUGGAAACUAUUUUCCUUCGUGUUCUGAGUGUAAUGAAGAAUGAAGACCACAUCUUUAUUACUUCAGUCCUUAAGGAUUUCAAACAUGAUAACCUGAAUGAAGUAUUAUUUGCCACUAGGUAGAUUAGUUCUAUUAGUUGUGGGAGUGGAGAAAUCUUUAAUGAUGUAUCUUGGGUUAUUGCCUUACUUUUGAUCCAGUAUUCUGUUAAUAACUUAUUAGACCUGGCAACUUUGGUUGAGCAUAAAGUUUUCAACUUCA